AUGUCUUCACUUCUCCCCUUCGUCGGGUGGGCUGUUCUUCCAAAUUAUGUCACAUCUUUCUUACAAAGUGUCUACUAUGGCAUGACCAUUCGCGCUGGUGAGCCCCGGCCACAGCCUCAAUCGCCCAAAUUCGAACGCCAUCGUCGCCGUAUCUUCAUCUUCGUCAUCACCAGCUACCUCCUCUACACACUUUACGAGACCUUCCACCAAGUCCAGGUGGCAGGCGACUACUACCAAGUCCUGGGAGUCUCACCCUUCGCCGAUGAGCGAGCUAUCAAAUCCCGAUUCCGCCGACUCGCCGCUCAGUAUCAUCCUGACAAAGUCGGCAUCGAAGGCGAGGCAUACUUCCUAUACCUACGACGAGCCCAGGAAACACUAGUCGACCCCGUCAAACGAUUCGCAUAUGAUCGCCUCGGCUCCGAUAUGCUGAACUGGGGCGAGAAGAAGACCAUGCGCGAGUUCCUAAUGGCCUCAUUAACCCGAUCCGUUCUCCCCCAGUACCUGGGAGGCUUUGCGACAAUGGUAGUAUUGAACUGGCUCUGGUGGGCGAAUUGGGGACGCUACUGGCGCUGGUUCACCUUCGCUGCCAUGCUCACCCUCGAGCUCGCCAUGAUUACGCGCCCACAAGCUGUCUUCAUGCCAGUGGCCUACCUCCCUUCAGCGCUACGAGCCUGGCUCCCCCAGCAGUCCUUUUACCUCCUCCCCUUCCAGAUCCUAACUCUGGCCCGCCGCGCCUCGAUCAUGCUGCACAUUUUCAUCUCGCAGGUUGCACCGCCGGCCGCCAAAGCAGCGCCAGGCGGAAAUGGCGAUAAGCUCUCACCGCAGACGGUGCAGCAGUUCGGGAAAUUGGUGCAGCUGUCCCGGGCAGUCGAUGACGAGGCCACUCGGAUGAUGCAGCUCGGUCAGGCGCCUUUCCGCGGUGACCGUGAGAGCGUGUCGACUCUCCGGCGGGGCAUGAAAGAGGGACUCAUCCUCGCUGGUGUACGGUCUAGUCCCGAGGUGCAACGGGCCGUGGCAGAAGUUGUAGAACGACGCCAGGGUGAGAAUAAGCUG
Messenger RNA from Penicillium antarcticum, 1053 nucleotides. Its product is annotated as J domain-containing protein. Gene Ontology annotation, molecular function: protein-folding chaperone binding; misfolded protein binding. Lineage: Eukaryota; Fungi; Ascomycota; Eurotiomycetes; Eurotiales; Aspergillaceae. The annotation marks the transcript as partial. The transcript has 3 exons. The record is from RefSeq and is a predicted model, not a curated record. Gene Ontology annotation, cellular component: endoplasmic reticulum.